UCCACACUAACCGCACGGACAGAAAUGGCGGCAGGUAGUGACGGGGUGGACAUAAACGACGCCGCUUCGCCCAAAACAACCACCAGCAAGAGGGGGCGAUUCACCACCUCCACCGAAUCACGCCGACAAACCCUAACAUCAUCUUCUUCACACACUCACACCCUUCCUAUCGAGCUCAUCCAGGAAAUCCUCCAGCGGCUCCCUGUGAAAUUCCUUUUACAACUUCGAUGCGUAUGUAAGUCCUGGAAAUCCCUAAUUUCACAUCCCCAAUUCGCUAAGAACCACCUUCACAGCUCACCAACGGCCACCCGCCUCAUCGCGGGAUUCACGAAUCCGGCGCGCGAAUUCAUUCUCCGAGCUUACCCUCUCUCGGACGUUUUCAAUGCCGUUGCCGUUAACGCAACAGAGCUCAGGUACCCUUUCAACAACCGAAAGUGUUAUGAUUUCAUCGUUGGCUCCUGUGACGGCAUUCUCUGUUUCGCGGUUGAUCAACGCCGUGCUCUUUUAUGGAACCCUUCCAUUGGGAAAUUCAAGAAAUUGCCGCCUCUGGAUAAUGAACGGCGCAACGGUAGUUAUACGAUACAUGGCUUCGGUUAUGAUCGUUUUGCUGAUAGUUACAAGGUGGUGGCAAUUUUUUGCUAUGAAUGUGAUGGCCGAUACGAAACUCAAGUGAAGGUUCUCACGCUGGGUACCGAUUCGUGGAGGAGGAUUCAGGAGUUUCCUUCUGGGCUUCCUUUUGAUGAAUCGGGGAAAUUCGUUAGUGGCACUGUUAAUUGGUUGGCAUCAAAUGAUUCAAGUUCCCUUAUUAUUGUUUCUCUCGAUUUGCAUAAGGAGUCUUAUGAAGAGGUUUUGCAGCCUUAUUAUGGAGUGGCAGUGGUUAACUUGACUUUGGGUGUGUUGAGGGAUUGCUUGUGUGUUCUUUCUCACGCCGACACGUUUUUGGAUGUUUGGCUCAUGAAGGAUUAUGGAAAUAAAGAGUCUUGGACCAAAUUGUUUAGAGUUCCUUACAUGGGAAUUUCUGACUCUUAUCUGUAUACCAAGGCACUUUGUAUUUCUGAGGAUGACCAAGUGUUGAUGGAAUUCAACUCAGAGUUAGCUGUUUAUAAUUCAAGAAAUGGCACUUCUAAAAUCCCCGAUAUUCAAGACAUCUACAUGUAUAUGACCCCAGAGGUCUAUAUUGAGAGUUUGAUAUCACCUUGUGUUUAGUAUUAGGAUGUAGAUGCUAUACUAUGUCACUGGUGCAUGAGGUUGUUGUUGAAUCCACUAACUGCACUUUUAAAUGUUUAAAUGUGUUAUGAAUGCUAUGUUGUUCUAAUCACUGGUUGCAAUGUAAUUAGGAGAUGUUUUGCCAAGUCACUAGUACGUUUGUUUGUUAAAUCUUUGCUAUCUGCUGUACAAAUUUCAUGAUAUUUGCUUGAAAUCUUACCCAGUACAUUAUGAAGUAAACAAAUUAGAUUUGACCAU
Molecule: messenger RNA, 1464 nt
Organism: Glycine soja
Lineage: Eukaryota; Viridiplantae; Streptophyta; Magnoliopsida; Fabales; Fabaceae
Product: F-box/kelch-repeat protein At3g23880-like
Exons: 1
Coding region: 25-1206 (393 amino acids)
Molecular function (GO): protein binding
Source: RefSeq, a predicted model, not a curated record